Molecule: messenger RNA, 1100 nt
Organism: Chaetomium fimeti
Lineage: Eukaryota; Fungi; Ascomycota; Sordariomycetes; Sordariales; Chaetomiaceae
Exons: 2
Coding region: 300-1100 (266 amino acids)
Source: RefSeq, a predicted model, not a curated record
CGUCAGAGAGCCACUGCCAGGGAUGCACCAGGGAGAGCAUUGCCAGGGGGGGGCUAGGAGGUAUUGCUAGAGCUCUCUGUGUGCCGCGCAGCUCGUCAAGCGCGUACCGAUCCUACCACCACUGGCAGUCAUCCACUUCCCCGGAGCAAAGUUCCAACAGCUUGCCGUCCACCACGUUGCCAGGGUCGAAUGUCGAAUGGACUGCAUCAACAGAGGUCCACGUUUUUACUGCAGGCUCCAUUGUCAGCCGUCGAGUCGACCCGUUGGGAGGGGCUUGGCUCUCUAAUGGGGAAGUCGCGAUGCACACCGGGGCCCGGCCGGCAAGCCACCAAGACUCGAUCUCGACGCGCCAGAUACGGAAGGCGCAAUGCUCGCAGUAUAGGGCUAAUGUCCCGCACCAGGUGGACUCGCCUGAAAAUUGUGCACAAGACAUCCCAAACGACAAGACGCACAAAAUGGAGCAACUGAACAACGCUCUCGCGUCACUGCAGGCCCGCUUGGUGCGGCUCGACCAUGAUGGCAUCACGCGGAUGCAUGCGGAUCUCAGGCGAGCGUUUGUCCUCGAAGCUCAGGACUUUGCGACCAUGGCAAGCACAUUGGUGGUCCAAUUGGCCGCCGACCGAGACUCCAUGGACACACGCAUGUUCGAACUGGAAGAGGCGUUUGACACCCUCCGAGAAGACACCACCCUGGCGCUGAGUGCCGACGAGCGGGAGCACGCUGCGCAGCUGUCAGAGGUGGAAGCCGACCACCGGCAGGCGCAGCAAGCACUAGCCGAGUGUCGAAGUCAGUGCGAGGCAGCAAAUGCCGAGCUCCACACGGUCAAGGCGGAGCUCUCUAGCUCACAGAAGCGGCUGGCCGAUCGGGCCAAGGAGUGCAAGGGACUCCAAGCUCAGGUGGUGAACUUUGCCCGCGAGCUGGAAAGGCACGAGGACGGGUCGAGGAUAAGACGGUCCAUGGUCCUCAAACGCAAACGCAACGAGGAGACACCCAUCGACGUCUUCUGGAGGAGCCAGGCAAGGGAGGUCCACGAGGCCUUUCUUGAUAUUCACCCCGAUCCGCACUUUGCGUUCGAUACUUACCGGACUCAUCGCGUGUGA